Messenger RNA from Acanthaster planci (crown-of-thorns starfish), 804 nucleotides. RefSeq names its product protein transport protein Sec61 subunit beta-like. Gene Ontology annotation, cellular component: Sec61 translocon complex. Lineage: Eukaryota; Metazoa; Echinodermata; Asteroidea; Valvatida; Acanthasteridae. The record is from RefSeq and is a predicted model, not a curated record. Gene Ontology annotation, biological process: intracellular protein transport.
CUACCUAUGUAAAUUGUGUAAAACAGCCCGGGGAACCAGUUUUUGAAAUUGACACGACAUCAAUUUACGGACAACACGCAGUGGUUCCAUCAACAGCUGUUCAAAAUGCCUCUGCCAUCAUCUUCAUCGACGUCAGUUGGAGGGAGUCGCUCCCCUUCCUCAAAGCAGGUUGCCAGGGGGACAUCGGGUGGUGGCCAAGUCAGACAGAGGAAAGGAGCAAGCACAGCAGGCAGGACAAGCCGAUCAGUCGCUGGGGGAGGUAGUGGGGGCAGCGGGGGUGGUAUGUGGAGAUUCUAUACCGAAGAUUCACCCGGCCUCAAAGUGGGUCCUGUGCCAGUUCUGGUCAUGAGUCUUAUCUUCAUCGCUUCAGUAUUUAUGCUGCACAUAUGGGGCAAAUACACGAGAGGUUAAAGCAUUCCAGCACCGCUCAACUCUUUGAACCAAACAAAACUCAUCAGAGAAUUCAAAGGUGUUCAUAUAAAGGACCAUGUCAUCAGACCAUCGGGACUGAGCGGCACUCAUCAACAUUGGACUCGAGCUGUGCCCCUAGACAUCUUUGUCAGCACAAAAGACCAGCUUACUUAGUUCACACAUGAACUUUUGAAGCCAGUUUUUUUUUUCUUGUUUUAAUUUGUGGGGAGUAAUUUUUAAUGGCCUGCAUAGUUUUGUUGUCUUUUACAAAGGCGAUUUGCAUCCAGCUAUCCAUUUGCUUUCCAACUAUGGAAAGUAGUGAACCGUGACUACGAAUGUUUCAGAGUUUGGGGGGAACAGAGAUGUAAUAAAUCUGGGCCGAUAAGUCUGAAA